Messenger RNA from Triticum urartu, 7657 nucleotides. The record is from RefSeq and is a predicted model, not a curated record. Lineage: Eukaryota; Viridiplantae; Streptophyta; Magnoliopsida; Poales; Poaceae.
AUCUAGCAGGAGAGUUGACAUGGAGCCUCUUGACCUCACAUGGAAGAAUUUGGGGAGAGUUGAGGCAGUAGUAGUGCACAAGGCUGGAUGCCCAUCUCGUUCUGUGCGUGGGGAAGUGAAUUUUCGUCGGUGGAGGCUCACGUGUGGCAAGGAUGAGGGUGCCACGAGCCCAUGACCGGCCAUGCGUCUCUAUGUGAUCUACAAUUAUUUCUAUACCAAGAAGUUAUGUGGUCUCUUAUAUGCCCCUCUGCCAAACAUUAUUUUGGCAUCCUACUGCUUGUAGAAGAUCCUCCUAUGAAGGUGAAAUCUCUAUGACUCGUGCUUCACCCACGAGCCAACCCAUGUGCUUCUCACCAAGUCUCGAAGCAACCGGUGACGAGGUUUAGAAAAAAUCAGCAUGUAUUGUACGUAUAAAACAAUGAAGAAAUCCAGAUAUAAAUAUUUAUACAAUCAAAUAAGGGGUGUAAUUUGAACACAAGCAUCGAUGGAAGGCUCCAACUGCAAGGCCGCAUGACCCACAUGAGCGGCAUGAGCGGCAUUGGCAUCAAGGCAAUGAGAAGGGUAUGUGUAAAAGUCUAAACUACAGAAAAUUAAACAUUAAGAAGAUAUGAUAGACACGCCUACUUUAGUUUUGAACAAAUUAUUGAGACCUUUCAUGUUUUUAGAGUCAUGGUCCGUACUUUCAUUUUGUAUUAUAAAUUGCAAUUCUUCUAUUAUAUUACAAUACAGUUUUUUAUAUACCAUAAGAAUGCAAUGUAUAUACACAUUCUUUUAUUAGACUUUUAUUACUGACGUCUUCACCCCGUCUUUGUUUAAAUCUUGGCUCUGUCCCUGCUAACGGGUCUUUCUCGUCUAAUUAAAUACGAUACAAUUUGGCAUCACUUUAGUUUCUAACAGUUCUUCUAGAAUAUAGAUUUGAAGUGCAGAAAAUGAUAAGUAGGGUCGGAGGGAAGAGAGUUGAUGAAUGUACACAAUUAUUCAGUUGAUGCCAGUUCUAGUGUCUGGUCAAACGGGUCUUCGCAAGAAUUAAGAAAUUAUUAUAGCAAUGAAGGUGGAAGCAAGGUCUGCGUCGCUCCGUCUCUCGUGCUGAGGAUUCAUGUCGCGGAGCCACGGUUCUAGUGGCAAGGUGGCUUUCGGCAGAUGACGCUUGUAGGUGCUGAUGGCCGGAUCCGUAUCGCGAGGGUGCGGUGAGGUGUCAGCGGGUGGAGGUAGAGGUGGCUUUCGACAGACGACAUUCGCGAGUGUUGAUGGCCAGAUCCGUCGGUCGCGUGGGGGGGGGAGGUGCCAGCAGGUGGUGGUCGAGGCGGCAGCAUGUUUCGGCAGAUGACGCUCGCAAUGUUGAUGGUCAGAUCCGUCCGUCGUGUGGGCGCGACAAGGCGUCAGCGGGUGGUGGUCAAGGCGAUGGCAUCUUUCGGCAAACGACGCUCGCGGGUGCCGAUGGCCGGAACCGUCGGCCGCGGGGGCGCGGCGAGGUGUCGGUGGGUGGUGGUCGAGGCGGCGGCAUCUUUCGGCAGACGACGCUCGCAGGUGCCGAUGGCCGGAACCGUCGGCCGCGGGAGCGCGAUGAGGUGUCAGUGGGUGGUGGUAGAGGCGGCGGCAUGUUUCGACAGAUGACGCUCGCAGGUGUUGAUGGCGGGAUCAGUUGGUCGCAGGAGCCCGCCAGGUGUCAACAGAUGGUGGUCGAGGCGGCGGCCUCUUUCGGCAGACGACGCUCGCAGGUGCUGAUGACUGGAUCCGUCGGUCGCGGGGGCACGGCGAGGUGUCACCAGGGUGGUCGAGGCAGCGGCCUCUUUCGGCAGACGAUACUCGUAGGUGUUGAUGGCCAGAUCCGUUGUUCACGGGGGCGUGGUGAGGUGUCAGUGGGUGGUGGUCAAGGCAGCGGCCUCUUUCGGCAGACGAUGCUUGCAGGUGUUGAUGGCCGGUUCCGUCGGUCGUGGGGGCGUGGUGAUCUGUCAGUGGGUGGUGGUCAAGGCGGCGGCCUCUUUUGGCAGACGAUGCUCGCAGGUGUUGAUGGACGGUUCCGUCGGUUGCGGGGGCACGGUGAGGUGUCUGCGGGUGGCGGUCAAGGCUGCGGCAUCUUUAGACAGACAACGGGCGCGGGUGCUGAUGGCCGGAUCCAUCGGUCGUGGCCGCGCGGCGAGGUGUUAGUGGGUGGUGGUCGAUGCGGCGACAUCUUUCGGCAUAUGACGCUCACAGGUGUUGGUGCACGGUGAUGUGUCAGCGGAUGGUGGUCGAGGCGGCGGCCUCUUUCGGCAGACGACGCUAGAAGGUGCUGAUGGCCAGAUCCAUCGGUCGCGGGGGCACGACGAGGUGUCAGCGGAUGGUGGUCGAGGCGGCGGCCUCUUUCGGCAGAUGACGCUCGCAGGUGUUGAUGGUCGGUUCCACACGUCGCGGGGACGGGGCAAGGUGUCAGCGGGUAGUGGUGGAGGCGGUGGCAUCUUUCGGUAGGGGACGCUCACAAGUGUUCAUGACCGGAUCCAUUAGUCGCGGGGGAGCGGCGAGGUGUCAGCCGAUGGUGGUGGAGGCAGCGACACCUUUUGGCAGACGACACCCACAGGUGCUGAUGACCGGAUCCGUAAUUUUGAUGGUUCUUCAUGACGUGCCCACCUCCUCCUCGGUGUCACAUCGUCCGGUUCCGUGGAGAUGGAACGUUGGUUCCUUGCAGAUCGUAUUUCGGUUCGAAAUGUAAUUUGAAGGUUCUUCCUAACGAACCCACCUCCUUCCUCCAUGCCACAUCAUCCGGUUCCACGGGUGGGAAGUCGGUUCCAUGCAAAUCGUAUUUCAGUUGUAGUUUUGAUGGUUCUUCGUGACAAACCCACCUCCUCCCUCCGUGUCAUGUCGUCCGGAUCCAUGGAGAUGGAACACCGGUUCAUUGCAAAUUGUAUUUCGGUUUGAAGUGUAGUUUUCACGGCUCUUCAUGACAAACCAACCUCCUCCCUCCGUGUCACGUCGUCCGGUUCCAUGGAGGUGGAAUGUCGGUUCCUUGCAAAUCGUAUUUCAGUUCGAAGUGUAGUUUUGAAGGUUCUUUAUGGCAAACCCACUUCCCCUCUGUGUCAUGUCGUCCGGUUCCACGGAGGUGGACGUCUGUUCCUUACAGAUCGUAUUUAGUCUCGAAAUGUAGUUUUGAUGGUUCUUCAUGAUGAACCCACUCCUCCCUCCGUGUCAAGCCGUCAGGUUCCAUGGAGGUGGGACGUCUGUUCCUUGCAAAUCGUAGUUCGGUUCAAAGUGUAGAUUUGACAGUCAGGAUGAACCCACCUCAUCCCUUCUUGUCACGUCAUCUGGUUUCGUGGAGGUGGAAUGUCGGUUCCUUGCAAAUUGUAUUUUAGCUUGAAGUGUUGUUUUGGCGAUUCUUCAUGACGCACCCACCUCCUCCCUCCGUGGCACGUCGUCCGGUUCCGUGGAGGUGGGACGUCGGUUCCUUGCAAAUCGUAUUUCAGUUCGAAAUGUAGUUUUGACGGUUCUUCAUGAUGAACCCACGUCCUCCCUCUGUGUCACGUCAUCUGGUUCCGUGGAGGUGGGACAUCGGUUCCUUGCAAACCAUAUAGGUGGGUUCUGCUAGCCCGACACACAUCCAAACAUUGAUCCCGUACCGGGAGGGUGGCACGCCGAUUCUUUGGAGAUAAUAUUUUGAUUCCAAUAGUAUAUUUGACAGUUCUUCGGGGUGACCAUCAUGUUGUAGCGACGACUUCGACGAGUGUGAUUGAUAAAAAGGUAUCACCGCUAGCCCGACACACAUCCAAAAAAUGAUCCGAUUUUAGGAGGGUGGAACGCCGGUUCAUUGGAAAUACUAUUUCGGUUCCAAAUAUGUAUUUGACAGUUCUUCAUGGUGACCACCAUGUUGUAUCAGACGGCUUCGAGGAGCGUGAGCGAUAAAAGACCAUCACCACUAGCCUAACAAACAUCCAAAAAUUUAUCUCAUUCUGGGAGGAUGGCAUGCCAGUUUUUUGGAUAUACUAUUUCGGAUCCAAUUGUAUAUUUGAUAGUUGUUCAUGGUGACCACAAUGUUGGAUCGAAUGGCUACGACGAGUGUGAGCGGUACCCCGACAUACAUCCAAAAAAUGAUCCAGUUUCGGGAAGGUGGCAUGCCAAUUCUUUCGAAUACUAUUUCCAUUCCAGUUGUAUAAUUAAUAGUUCUUCGUGCUGACCAUCAUGUUGCAUCGGACGGCUUCGACGAGUGUGGGUGAUAAAAGGUCAUCGCCGCUAGACCGACACACAUCCAAAAAUUGAUCCGGUUCCAAGAGGGUGGCACGUCAGUUCGUUGGAAAUAUUAUUUCGGUUCUAAUUGUAUAUUUCACAGUUCUUCAUGGUGACCACCAUGUUGUAUCGGACGACUUCGACGAGUGUGAGCUAUAAAAAGCCAUCACCGCUAGCCCGACAUACAACCAAACAUAUAUUCGGUUCCGAGAGGGUGGCACGCCGGUUCUUUGGAAGUACUAUUCCGAUUCCAAUUGUAUAUUUGACAGUUCUUCAUAAUGACCACCAUGUUGCAUCGGACGGCUACGGUGAGUGUGAACGAUAAAAGGCCAUUGCCGCUAGGCCGACACACGCGCAAAAAAUUAGUUCCAUACCAGGAGGGUGGCACGCUGAUUCUUUCGAAAUAGUAUUUCGGUUCCAAUUAUAUAUUUGAUAGUUCUUCAUGGUGACCACCAUGUUGCAUGGUACGGUUUCGAUGAGUGUGAACGAUAAAAGGCCAUCGCCGCUACGCCGAGACACAUGCAAAAAUUAAUUCGGUACCGGGAGGGUGGCACGUCGGUGCUUUGGAAGUACUAUUUCGGGUCCAGUUGUAUGUUUCAUAGUUCUUUAUGGUGACCGUCGUGUUGUACCAAACAACUUUGACAAGUGUGAGCUAUAAAAAAACAUCACCACUAGCCCGACACACAACAAAAUAUUGAUUCGAUUCCGGGAGAGUGGCACGCCAGUUCUUUGGAAAUACUAUUUCGGUUCCAAUUGUAUAUUUGACAGUUCUACAUGGUUACCAUCAUGUAGCAUCGGACGACUUCGAUGAGUGUGAGCGAUAAAAGGCCACACCGCUAGGCCGACACACAACCAAACAUUUAUUCGGUUAAGAGAGUGGCACGUCGGUUCUUUGGAAAGACUAUUUCGGUUCCAAGUGUAUAUUUGACAGUUCUUCGUGGUGACCACCAUGUAGCAUCGGACAACUUCGAUGAGUGUGAACGAUAGAAGGCCAUCGCCGCUAGGCCGACACACAUGCAAAAAUUAGUCCGGUACUGGGAGGGUGACACGUCAGUUCUUUGGAAAUACUAUUUCGGUUCCAAUUGUAUGUUUCACAGUUCUCUAUGAUGAACACCAUGUUGUAUCAGAUGACUUCGACGAGUGUGAGCGAUAAAAGGCCAUCGCCGCUAGGCCGACACACAUGCAAAAAUUAGUCCCUAAUUGUAUAUUUGACGGCUUUUCAUGGUGACCACCAUGUUGUAUCAGACGACUUCGAAGAGUGUGAGCUAUAAAAACCAUCACCUCUAGCCUGACACACAACCAAAGAUUGAUUCGGUUCCGGGAGGGUGGCAUACCGGUUCUUUGGAAAUAUUAUUUCGGUUCCAAUUGUAUAUUUGACAGUUCUUCAUGGUGACCACAAUGUUGCAUCGGACGGCUUCGAUGAGUGUGAGCGAUAAAAGGCCAUCGCCGCUAGGCCGACACACAUGCAAAAAAUAGUCCCCAAUUGUAUAUUUCACAGCUUUUCAUGGUGACCACCUUAUUGUAUUAAACAACUUCGACGAGUGUGAGCUAUAAAAACCAUCACCUCUAACCCGACACACAACCAAACAUUGAUUCGGUUCUGGGAGGGUCGCAUACCGGUUCUUUGAAAAUACUAUUUCGGUUCCAAUAGUGUAUUUGACAGUUCUUCAUGGUGACCAUCACGUUGUAUCGGACGGCCUCGACGAGUGUGAACGAUUAAAAGCCAUCGGUGCUAGCCCGACACACAUCCAAAAAUUGAUCCGAUUCCGAGGUGGUGGCACGCCGAUUCUUUGGAAAUAUUAUUUCGAUUCUAGCUGUAUAUUUGACAGUUCUUCAUGGUGACCACCAUGUUGUAUCAGAGGACAUUGAUGAGUGUGAGCGAUAAAAAGCCAUCGCUGCAAGCCUGACACAGGUCCAAAAAUUAAUCCUGUUCCGGGAGGGUGGCACACCGGUUCUUUGGAAACCUCUAUUUUAUAUUGUCAGAACCAUGCAUACCGCGUAAAGGCACCUUCUUACAUGUGGACGAGAACCUUUUCUAUACUGUGGACGUUGCACUGCCUACACCCUUAUACAUAAAAAAAACUAUGUGCACAUGUCGGUGCUUGGAAAACUAUGUACCCAUGUCUUACGUGUUUAUGCUGGUUUCUUGAAAUGUUCAAAAUACUUUCUUGGGUCAAGGCCUACAAUUUGCAUUGUAUAAAAACAAGUCUAUAAUGGAUGAGCUCGAGUCCUUAAAAAUUUCAUAAAAAUGAACAUGGCAUAGAAUUAGUGUCAAAUAGGGUUGUUGUUAUUCUUUUGUACGUGUAGACGCAAUAUGUAUUGGUCAAAGAAUUCAUACCAGUCAAACAAUUUCAUACCAAUUGAUAUUUUUUUAACUGAACCAUGAUUGUGCAUUUAUUUACUUUUAAAGAAAUCUGUGAAAAUGCUCCGCAUGCCGUUGCUGUCAUGGUCGGUUUGUUUUAUUCUAGUUGGCUUGGUGCGCGUCGGAGGGGUCACGGGGGCUCUACAAGGCCCACAAAAAGCCUAUGACAUCAUUUCCAUAGAGAGCACCUAACCCACAACCCCAAUCCCGCCCUUCUCUCUUGGACUCUCUCUUCUUCAAGCCCAGUUCACCAUGUCCUCGGUCAGAUGCUAAUCUAAUCAAAAAGCCUUCCUAAAAAAAUUAAUCGAAAAGCCGGUUCGUAGAGCUUGUUCUAUCCUUGCGAACUUGGGCUAUUUAUAGUUGCUAAUCUAAUUUAAAAAAUGGCAUGUUGCAGUUCGGUGUGUUUUCGAUUGGAGUUUGCGUUGUUUCACAUCAGCUAGUGCUCUGAACUAGUUUCUCGUAGCUAGCGAUGUUGCAUGACAGCUAGUUCUGACAGCUUAUGUUUUUUGUGGAGCUAGCUCUGUUGUGUCAGAGCUGAGAACCAGCAGGGUCAAAUACAGGGUCUCGUGAUCGGUUUUCACAAGUAGGAAGGUCAGACUCAAUCUUUCGAAGCGUGGAUAGCAGAAACGACAAACUGUUACCAUCGUUCAAUGCGGCCAUCUGUUUAUACAAAACGUCAAAGUUUGACAGACAGAGAUUUGAAAAGGCAGGAUUCCCCCAUUCCAUUUUGGUCUAUCCCAUCUCAUUAUUGCUGGGUGGUUGAACACCACACGGGCUCACGGAGUGCAGCCGCUCUUAGCAAUGGCCUCGAACUUGAACUCCUCGAACUUGAACUCCGGCGUCAUCUCGGAAACUUGUGGUAACCUUCUUGCCUCGAAGGACUCCGCCGUUGAUAAUCUACCGAAGGAGGGCCGUUAUCACGGAGGGCUUCUACAUCAUCAUAGCCUCUUCGAUGAAGUGUGAGUAGUUUAUUUCAGACCUUCGGAUCCAUAGUUAGUAGCUAGAUGGCUUCUUCUCUCUCUUUGAAUCUCAAUACAAAGUUCUCCCCCUCUCUUGUGGAGAUCUAUUCGAUGUAAUUUUCUUUUUGCGAUGUGUUUGUUG